AUGCACAAGAUCGGCGAGCUGCCGCAGGGCGCACAGCGCGACGCGCUGCGGCGGCUGAUGCGGCAGGUGCGCGCCUCGCUGCAGCGGCAAGCCGAGCAGCUCAACGAGGAGACUGCGCACGUGCGGCAGCAGGCGGCGUGGGUGCGCGAGUGGGAGGCGUCGCUCGCGGAGCUGGACGGGUCGUACCGCCAGAUGCUCGAGCUCUCGCGGCCCGCCUCUGCCGGGCUCGGGGGCAAGUGGGGAGGCGGCGGCCGCCGGGAGGAGGAGCUGCACGAGGAGCUCGCCCGCAUCGCCGCAGAGCUGACGAGCCUCGUCGCCGCGCCAAACGCCCCCUCUGUUUUCGGUGGGCCGUUUGCGCCGCCCGCGCCGCUGCCGGCCCACCUAUCAAGCCAGCUCCUGCGCCAGCACCACGAGCAGCAUUUUGUCGACUUUGGCAGAGAGGGCCUGAGGCUGCCGGCGGCGCAGCCGCGGGCAGCAGUCAACACCGCCGGCGCCGCCGCGUGGCUCGGCCAGCGCGAGCGCGUUCAGUCGCUCAUGCAGUCGCACGCGCGCUGGCUGCGCAAGCUGCGCCACAGCAUUGCCCACGCCGAGUAG
This is a messenger RNA of Emiliania huxleyi CCMP1516, 594 nucleotides long. RefSeq lists its product as hypothetical. The record is from RefSeq and is a predicted model, not a curated record. The coding region runs from base 1 to 594 and encodes 197 amino acids. Lineage: Eukaryota; Haptophyta; Isochrysidales; Noelaerhabdaceae. The transcript has 5 exons.